Messenger RNA from Danio rerio (zebrafish), 951 nucleotides. It is a transcript of the gene slc25a34, whose product is annotated as solute carrier family 25 member 34. Gene Ontology annotation, cellular component: mitochondrial inner membrane; membrane. Lineage: Eukaryota; Metazoa; Chordata; Actinopteri; Cypriniformes; Danionidae. The record is from RefSeq and is marked provisional.
CGCGCGCGGAGCCGGUGAUGAUGAUGAUGAUGAGUGGAUCUUCCUCUUCAGUGGAUGUCAGUAAUGUCUGCAGAGGAAGUGUUGAACACGUGAUGCACUGCUGAAAACACACGAGUGUGUGUGUGUGUGUGUGUGCUGCAGUCAUGCAGCUGAUGAACUCUGCAUUCUCGGGUCCGUCCUCCCCGACGCCGGGCCCCUCGCCCCCCCGCCCGCCCCUGUGGCCCCCGCUGGACUUCGGGCUGGGCGCGCUGGCCUGCUGCGGCGCGUGUGUGUUCACCAACCCGCUGGAGGUGGUGAAGACACGGCUGCAGCUGCAGGGGGAGCUGCGGGCGCGGGGCUCGUACCGCCGGCUGUACCGCGGCGUGCUGCAGGCGCUGUGGGUGGUGGGCCGCACCGACGGGCUCCGGGGCCUCCAGAAGGGGCUGACGGCGGCGCUGCUGUACCAGGGGCUGAUGAACGGGCUGCGCCUCGGCUCCUACGCCCAGAUGCAGGCGGCGGGGGUCACUGACGGACCCUGCUGCAGUCUGAUAGCCGGAGCUGCAGCCGGAGCACUGGGGGCCUUCAUCGCAUCCCCCGCGUAUCUGGUGAAGACGCACCUGCAGGCACAGACAGUGGCGGCCCAGGGCCGCCUCUACUGCGGGUUCGUGGACUGUCUGCUGAAGGUGUGUGCGGCUGAAGGUGUUCUGGGUCUUUAUAAGGGCAUGACGCCGGUGUUUGUGCGUCUGGCUCCACACACCACUCUCAGCAUGCUGCUGUGGGACGUCCUGCGACAGCGCGCACUGCCAUACACACACUGAUCUACCCACAAUGCACCUGGAAGGAGCGUUGUCCCUCACCGCCUUCUCUACAGACUCUUUACAUUUAAUCGUGUGUGUGUGUGUGUGUGUGUGUGUGUGUGUGUGUGUGUGUGUUUUGAGGGUGCAGUCCUGUAAUAAACUCUGAGGUGUGUAA